UCCUUUUCUUCUUUCUCCCUCUCUCUCUCUCUCUCUCUCUCUCUUUUUUUUUUUUUUUUUUUUUUUUUUUUUUCUUUGCCACAAUUUAAUCUUGCUCGGAUACACCCACAUUUCAGAGCUAUAAGAGACUAUAGCUGAGCUGCAGGGCCUGCAAUGCGUGACAUACCAUCGCUAUACAUGAUGCGCUCAUUUAUUUUAUCUCAUGUUCAGGAGGGUCAAUGUUUAUAUCCUUUUCAUUCUUGUUCACAUGGGCGGCGCUCUGGGUUUGCUUUGUCUUUUGUGAUGCUUAUGUUUGGGAGUUUGAUUACAUGGCGCAUGCAGCAUUCACAGUAAUGUAUGCCAUGGGACAAGCAGGACUUGUGGACCAUGGCUUGUUGACUGCUGUGUUUCUUACACAUAAUUUGAUAAUUCGCUGGGUGGCUCAUAGAUUAUAUAUACCACAUGCAUUAUAUCUGUUUCUAGCUGAGAAGGGUAAAAUGAGAUACACAGCACCAUAUUACCUACAUCAAGUAGCUUUCAAUAUGAUAGAUAGAGAUCACUGUCCCAGGAUUGUUUAUCCUCUUGUUAGAUUAGUGGUCCCAACAGCAUAGCAUGCUCCAGAAUAAUGCAGGUGCAAAAGAUAUAUAUCACUCUUAGAGGCUGUCUACAAAAAGAACUGUUGGAAACCAAGUACAAAUAAAACUAGAAACCCUCAGAUUAGGUAUAUAUGGGUUAGUAUGAAGAGUGGUUGAUGGUUGAUGCUU
This is a messenger RNA of Aspergillus ochraceoroseus IBT 24754, 743 nucleotides long. RefSeq lists its product as uncharacterized. The record is from RefSeq and is a predicted model, not a curated record. Bases 219 to 590 code for a protein of 123 amino acids. Lineage: Eukaryota; Fungi; Ascomycota; Eurotiomycetes; Eurotiales; Aspergillaceae. The transcript has a single exon.